AUGUGUACAGAUGAGGAAAUUACGGCUAUGACGGAAUUUCUCAAUGAAGAAAUUGAAAGUAUUAAAAUUAUUCAAUUAGUAUCACUGAAUAUGACGAAGGAUGAGCGAAAUUUUGUAAAUCGAAUGGAAAAUAUUAACAAUUUGGCAUCACUUCGAGACUUUUAUCUCAACAAAUACAAUAGUUUGCCGCAUGAUCAAUAUGAGAUGCUACGAAGAUCGCACAAUAAAGUUUGGAAUAAAUUCGUAAAUAGUAAUUUGAAAGCGAAUAUUGCAUAUUUUCUGAAUGCAUUAACACCAAACGAUAACAAUCAACUGAGAGCUUACGGUAUGCUAUCAGAAGAAGAUAAGCUUGUCGCAUUUAUUAACGAGAUUGCCGUAACGAAUUUUACUAGCAUCGAUAAACGUGAAGUUGAGCACUAUUUAAAAGAUCUCUUUAUGUCAUUAAAACUUGAACAGCACACAGUGAUUGAAUAA
This is a messenger RNA of Brugia pahangi, 474 nucleotides long. The record is from the annotation of a GenBank genome assembly. NCBI's taxonomy places the organism in Eukaryota, Metazoa, Nematoda, Chromadorea, Rhabditida, Onchocercidae.